Messenger RNA from Mugil cephalus (flathead mullet), 2601 nucleotides. It is a transcript of the gene rnf182, whose product is annotated as ring finger protein 182. NCBI's taxonomy places the organism in Eukaryota, Metazoa, Chordata, Actinopteri, Mugiliformes, Mugilidae. The record is from RefSeq and is a predicted model, not a curated record. The coding region runs from base 1147 to 1983 and encodes 278 amino acids. The transcript has a single exon.
GCAUGAUUUUGCAUACUAAAACAUGCACAAGUAAACAAAGUCAUGCAAAUAAAAUCUCAUUCAUAUUGUCCAAGGUACACGCUGAAGCAAAAAAUACUAUCGGUAUUUUCUUUGUGUGUGUGUGUGUGUGUGUUCUCCUACAGCUAUCUUUCUGGGGACUAGUUUGAGUUUUACACUGUCAGAUUGAGGACAUUUGUGCAAAGUGAGGACUCACUUGUUCAUGAGUCUGUUUGAGGGUUAAGUUUUAGGGUAAAGGUUAGGAUUACUUUAGGGUAAGGGUAAGAGUUGAGGUUAGGCAUUUAGUUAAGAUGGUUAGGAUCUAGGGAAUGCAUUAUACCAACGAGUGUUCUCAUAAAGGUGACCAUACAAACACGUGUGUGUAUGUAUGUGUGUGUGUGUGUGUGUGUGUGUCGUCUUUUACAGCUAUCUUUCUAGGGACCAAUUUAAAUGUUACACCAGUUCAUCUGUUUUAGGGUAGAUGUUGGGGCUAGGGUUAGAGUUGGGGUAAGGGUUAGGUAUUUAGGUAAGAUGGUUAGGGUCUAGGGUGGAGGGAAUGCAUUAUGCCAACGAGUGGCCUCACAAAGAAAACCAUACAGACGUGCGUGUGUGUGUGUGUGUGUAUGUGUGUGUGUGUGUGUCCACUAAUUGGACUGAAUUUCACUGAGCAACAAAAGAUCAGACUCGAAAAUUCCAGCUCUGGUUUGUACAGGCUCUGCUUUGUUGUCCUUUUGCCUCUGUUUGCUGUGUUAACAGUUAUCUCUCUCCCUCCCUCUCCUUUUUCUUUUUGUGUCUUUCUCUUCAUCUCUCUCUCUCUUUUUUUUUUUUUCAUGAGCGGACCAUGAAAGGCUUUUUUUUUUUUGCCCCAAACGAAGAGCAGUCACUCCAACUACUCAGAGGCAGGCAAACCCCAGAGGCCAGAACUUGCGAGGGGCUUCCCACAUCCACUCCUGAAUCUCUUUCUCUCGCUCAUGCACACACAGUGCAGGAACCCGUUGGACACCCACAAUGAACCCGAGACCUUCAGUGGAGUGGAUCUCUGUCGCCUCCAUUCAUGGGAAACUUGCUGCAUCUCUCGCUGUGCCUGGACCUGAGCUUCUGUUUGGGUUUUUCCGUUGAUCUCGAGGUUUCAUAAAGUUUGAGGACAGGAUGAUGCUUGAGCUGCAGACCCUUGAGAACGGUGUAGGCGGUUGCAGCCACGCGGACACGUGGAGCGCCGAAGAACUGGAAUGUAAGAUCUGCUACAGCGCGUACAACCUGGGGAGUCGCAGGCCCAAGGUGCUCGAGUGCUGCCACCGCCUGUGCUCCAAAUGCCUCGCCAAGAUCCUGGAUCUGGGUGAGUCUCCCCCGAAUGCCUUGGUCUGCCCGUUCUGCCGCUACGUCACCAGGCUGCCGGGAGAGGCUGUGAGCAGCCUGCCGGACGACUGCAACCUGGUGGCAGCGCUGGCGUUCCAAAGCAGGAACCAGAGGAACCUCCACUUCCAGCAGGACGCCACAACCGAGCUGCUCCUCAGCCCAAGGCGCCUCAGCUCGCUGAUGGGUGGCAACGCCGCCAUGCCCCCUUCCACCUUAUCCUCCUCUGCUUCCACCGCCUACUCCACCAUCCGGAGCUCCCCCAAUUUUGUGGUCAUCACCAUCAUGGAGCCGCCACCGGCGUCCACGUCGACCCAAGACCUCCAACGCCUGCCACGUGGCUCCCAGGACAACCACUCGUCCAGUCAGGACUCCAUGGCAUCCAUCACGCAGAGGUGGACGGUGUGGAACUGUGCUGCACUUCUGUGUCAGACCUCAGCCCGGGCACUGGUGUGGGUGCUGGGGCUGCUGUACUUUAGCUCGCUGCCGAUGGGGGUUUACCUGCUCAUCAUGCAGAGGACGACAGUCGGGGUGCUGCUGGUGAGCCUGGUUCCGGCCAGUCUGAUCAUGAUCAUGGUCUACGGGUUCUGCCAGUGCAUCUGCCAUGAGAUCUGGGACUGCAUGCCUCCCUAAUGGGACCAAAUGUAUGGGCGACGGUUUGCUUUGAACAUUCUCGACAAUAGAGCUCCAGAAUUCACUAAUGGGGAAGUUACUCUGCAACCAACCGCAUGAAGUUACUUCAGAUGCUCCUUUUUAUUACUGGUGAAGAGAGCAUCACAAACAGACCUCGCCAUUCGGAGAUUCUCAUUAUUAUACAUGUUAAUUUGUACUUUAAUUUUAGGUCGAAAUCCUUCCUGAUUAAUCUGCUAAUUGAAAAGCAGAAUAUUGCCCUUGGAAACCUGUCACGUUGUGCUCAUAUCUCAGCCUUAAAUUCUUCAAAUGUGAAUUUAAACAUCACAGAAUCCAAAGUUCUUGUUGUAAGUGUGAUAAAAACACAAAACAGUAUGCACCAAAAAGGAGAUCCCUGUUUUUUAUUUUUUUUUACCUUUAAAUGGAAGCGUCACAAAUAUGAGCAAGAUUUACAUUAUAUUUACAUUACUUCUUGAAAUAAAAGUAGCACUGAAUGCUUUUAUAUGUGUUUUUUUGGAUUUGUGUAAAUCUUAAUGGUUCUUGCUGAGUUUUAACCAGCAGAGGGCGCUGUGACCCUCUAACCCCGACCCCCCUUUCUCUGCACAAGUUUAGUGGACUGGA